Camellia sinensis is the source of this 3144-nucleotide messenger RNA. RefSeq names its product putative GEM-like protein 8. The record is from RefSeq and is a predicted model, not a curated record. NCBI's taxonomy places the organism in Eukaryota, Viridiplantae, Streptophyta, Magnoliopsida, Ericales, Theaceae.
AGAUAUAAUGCAUUUGAGUGGUUUGAUUCUAUCAGAUUCUGAUUUUCUGAACUGUCACUUUUCCUCCCAAAUUAAGUAACACAUGAUUGAUUUCAAGAGUACAAUUUCAUUUCAAUUACCUUUGUUUUCCCUCAGUCUCACAAUGGAAUUGUACAAAAAACUUGAAUUCUGGGGUUUCAAUCUUGAAGUAUGAAAUUUUAUACUUUGAAUGAUGAAUAAUUGCUUUGGAAUUAUAAUUUGACAACUAAAUUCUUAUCCAAAAUGGCCUGGAUUGCACUUUAUUUCUGUUUUUUAUUUUUUAUUUUUGCUCAGCAGAUCAAGGCACCACCCACCAUUAUUAAGCAUAUAUGAAGAAGGAGAACUAAUUGAAGGGUUUAAUCCGAGACUUUAUAUAGUGUUGUUAGUUAAGCGGUUAUGGUAUUUUUUGUAAUCUCUCACAGAUGACAUGUUAUUGUCCGUCAAAUCAUCAAGAUGACAUACCACUGCAUAAUUUAUAUCUUUCGUAAUGCUGUUUGGUUUACUUAACAAGUCUGGAGUCUAUAGCCUUUGCUUUGUUCUACCACUGACAGUCUAAGAAAAAGGAAUGGUGUUGUCACAAAGCCAAAUUGCCAACUCAAAAAGCUUAAUUCACACCCUCACACACAGUCAGCAAGAUCUAAGCAAGCAGACAAUGCAAGGUUGUAUGAUUGAAAUGCUGACCCAACUGAUUCUACUAUUUUACUUGCAUUAACCAAUUUCACAAAGAGUAUGAUUUCUUUUUCUUUUUCUUUUUCUUUUUUGUUUUUUUCCUUUUUUUCCUUUUUUUGUAAAAGGUUCCAAAGUUACUUCAGAAAUGAAAAAAGAUUGAAUGCUUGAAUAACUUGAUGGUCUUGUGAAACCUUAAAAACAGAAGACUCGAACCUUUCUGCAAUUGUCUUUUCUAAAAGAAACCAGUCACACCAUCACCUUCCCAGCACCAAUAUUUGUUUAUGGAAUUGUGUGCUUUUUAUUCAUGUGGAUGAGGCAUGCCUGACUUAUCCAACUAAAGUUUAAGAUCCACCAACCUACCUUUCUCCUCCUUAUAGAUACAUUUUCUGAAUCCAUGGCUAGAACCAUCACUCUAAGACUCCGACAACCUCAGAAUAUUCUGGGAAUAGAAAGCAAAGCAGAAUCACAUCAGAGCAAUAGCAAUUCAUCAAAUAUGAAGAAACAGGUGGCAUGUGUUAUUGGAACCCUGGUCAGCUCACCGGUAGCAUAUCUGGAUGAGAGGGAACCAAAAAGAAUUUUACAGGACCCUUCUACUGCUAGUGCUAGUGCUAGUGCUAGUGCGUAUAAAGUAGAUAGGAUGGAGAAAUUUGAAAGAAAAGAAGGCAAUCUUGCAAGUGGCAUCCAAGAGCGCGUGAAAUUGGGACCCAAGAUCACUGAAACUGUGAAGGGGAAACUGAGUUUGGGGGCUAAAAUUAUUAGAGCAGGCGGUGUGGAGAAGAUUUUCAAGCAGAAUUUCAGCAAUAGAGAAGGAGAGAAGUUGCUAAAAGCUUCCCAAUGCUAUUUAUCAACAACAGCUGGUCCUAUAGCAGGUCUCCUCUUCAUCUCCACUGACAAGGUUGCCUUCUUCAGCGACAGAUCCAUCAAAUUGUCUUCUCCAAUCGGCGAGUUUAUUAGACUUCGUUACAAGGCCGUGAUCCCCGUUAGUAAAGAUAAAGAGAGCCAAUGAAAGCCAAAAUAUGAAGAGACCGUCACAGAAGUACAUAGAAAUAGUUACUGUGGACAAUUUUGAUUUCUGGUUCAUGGGAUUCUUGAAUUAUCGUGGAACUUUCAAAUAUCCUCAACAGACGCUCUCUCAGGCUCCAUACUUACAACUCGAUCAGAAGUGAUUAAAUAGAUGUAUUCCGCCUCUGCCCCUCCUGCUUUUGGUACAAUGGAAAACAAUAUGGAAUUGGUGUCAAAUAGCUAAAAUGCCACAUCAAAAUCUUUGAGUCACUCACACACACACUAGUUCAAAUUCAACAUGUGAAAAAUUGUGAUGCGCUGAUGGGGCAAUGAUGUCAAGAUUCUCUUUCCCAACUGACUAUAAAAUUGAGCAUGGAAUUGGAUAAUCAUCAGCACGUACCUACGAACGUAGUAGCAUACAAGUCUGGCUUUAGAUUCAGUCGCUGAUUCACUUGGUCAUGUAUAAAUCAUUGCAAAAUACACAGUUUUACCCAUCAUUCUACACUUCACCUUUGGCUGCAUACACCUCUGACAGUGGAAGAGAACAAUCCAAGGAAGAAAUAGACAGCUUUAAAUUCAAGUGAUUCAUCAAGCUUGUAUAUAUGAAGAAGCUCCUAAUGGAACAUGUUAUUGGAAUUCCAGUGAGCUCUGUAAAUCUUCAGUUCAAAAGUCACCAAAAAGCCUUUUAUGCAAUCCCGAUAGCCAAUACCAUAUUCCCCCUCCUCCAAAUGGAUCUCUCAAAUUCAAAAAGAUAGGUACAGUGAUUGAUAAGAUGAACAAGCUUGGAGAAAAAGUAGACCAUCUUGUCAAUGCAUUCAAGAUCACGUGAGAUUAGAGUCCAAUAUCUCGGAAACAGUGAAGGGGAAGUUGAGAUUGGGCGUAGUUGGGGUGAUGGAGAGGAUCUUCAAGCAAAAUUUUAACAUCACAGAAGGAGAAAAGUUGCGAAAGGCUUGCCAAUGCUAUUUGUCAACAACAUUGGGUCCUAUGCAGGCCUCCUUUUUAUCUCAACCUACAAAGUUGCCUUUUGCACUGAGAGAUCCAUCAAAUUGUCUUCACCGAAUGGGCAGGCAGUUAGAAUCCAUUACGAAGUCUUGAUCCCACUUGUAAAUAUGAAGGGAGCCAAUGAAAGCCGAAACACAAAGAGACCAUCACGUGUAGUACAUAGAAAUAAUACAAUGGACAAUUUUGAUUCUUGGUUCAUGGGAUUCAUGAAUUAUCACGGAACUUUCAAAUGUCUUCAACGGGCACUCUCUCAGGCUCAAUACAAUGCUUACAAAUUGAUCAGAAGUGACUAAACAGACCAACCCGCUGGCUUCAUUAGAUGUGUAUGCAUUAUGAUACCAAAGCUGUAUAAUAACAAUUUUGUACAAAUUUGUAACUUAAGGCUUUUGCGUCAAUGGAAAACAAUUUCUCAGUAAAUGGGUCAUUGACGCUGUUCGAUAUAUAUCAUUUUAU